Messenger RNA from Microbotryum saponariae, 3485 nucleotides. The record is from the annotation of a GenBank genome assembly. NCBI's taxonomy places the organism in Eukaryota, Fungi, Basidiomycota, Microbotryomycetes, Microbotryales, Microbotryaceae.
AUGGACGCCUCGACACUCUUGGCUGCGACCUUGUCGCCGAAUGCGCAAGAACGCGAGAAUGCGACCGCUCAACUGGCCCAGUCCCUCAGCUCGAGCCCGACACAGUAUCUCGUCUCGCUGUCCAACUCGCUGGCGGACGCCAACUUGCCUUCCCACCUGCGCAAUGCGGCCGGCCUCGCCAUCAAGAACGCGCUCUCGGCGCGCGACACGAGCCGCUCCGACGAGUAUGCCCAGCGCUGGAAGUCGCUCGACCCCGCGACACGUACCCAGCUCAAGCAUGCCGUGAUGUCGACCCUCGCCGCGGCCGAUCGCGGAGCUCGCAACGUCGCGGGCCAAGUCGUGGCCGCCAUCGCCGCUAUCGAGGUGCCCGCGGCCAUGUGGCCCACCCUGAUCGCGCAGCUGCUCGAGCUCGUCGCCAACGGUGACAACCCAGGUCUGCGGCAGGCUACACUGCAGGCGAUCGGUUACAUCUGCGAGUCGAUCGUGAGUCGCGCCCGCGCUGUGGCGCGCUUCAGCUUUCCCCGUCCGGCAGCCCCUGGCCGCGCUCCGGAAGCAGAUCGCGGCCCCGGUACCUCCGGCACUCGCUCCAGGCGCCAGUUCAUUUUCGGCGCCAUCUUUUGCGUCUCACUGAAGCAUCCGUGUAGCGGGACGUGGCUGUGACGAUAUGGGCACCCGCGCUCCUGGGCCGAGGCGAUGCAAUGCUUGGCGGGACUGACCCCCUUCGACACGCGCGCCGAAAACUGACCAAACGUGACCGCUUCAUACUGUCCACCCACAGAAACCCGAGCUGUUGGCGAGUCAAUCAAAUGAGAUCCUGACCGCGGUCGUGCAAGGCGCUCGAAAGGAAGAGCCAAGGUGUGUGACCCGAGUCUCGCAGGCCGUGCACGUCGAGAGUUCUGACUCCAUAGCCUCGUUCGCCGGCAAUUUACUAGCCCGGACGUGCAGCUAGCGGCUGUGCACGCCCUUUACAACUCUCUUGAAUUCGUCAAAGACAAUUUUGAGCGCGAGGUGGGUUGCGAGCCUUCUCUACCUACGCGUGGCUCGUGCCUCCGGCGUGACUGAUCCGGAUUUUGUGAUUCGCGGUGUUACCGAUAGGGAGAACGAAACUACAUCAUGCAAGUGGUCUGUGAGGCGACACAGUCACCGUCGUCCGACGUUCAGGUUGCCGCAUUCGAAUGUCUCGUUCGUAUCAUGAGCCUGUACUACGACUAUAUGAAGCACUACAUGGAGCGAGCGCUCUUUGGCGUGAGUCAAGUGCCCGCACCCUUGGCCGCAGGCUGUCCUCCCUGAAGCCUCAAGCCUCUGGGUCGCCACUAAUGUCUACGCCGAGCCGAACUCUAUCAGUUGACCGUACUGGGUAUGAAGCACGCUGACGAGCAAGUGGCUUUGCAAGCCGUCGAAUUCUGGUCGACCGUCUGCGACGAGGAGAUCGAGCUCGCGCUGGAAGCCGAGGAGGCAGCCGAGUAUGGUGACCAGUCGGAACGUGACUCGUCGCAUUUUGCUCGCAUUGCGCUACCAGAAAUCCUGCCCGUCUUGUUGCAGCUGCUCCUCAAGCAGGAAGAGGAUACGACCGAGGACGAGUGGAAUGUCUCCAUGGCGGCAGGGACUUGCUUGGCACUUCUCGCGCAAUGCGUUGGCGAUGGUAUCGUGCCCCCCAUCAUCCCCUUCGUCGAGACGAAUAUCAAGGACGCGGAUUGGCGCAAGCGGGAAGCCGCGGUGAUGGCGUUUGGAUCGAUUCUGGAUGGACCCGAGGAGAAAACCCUGAUGCCCCUCGUUUCGCAAGCCCUUCCGAUGCUGAUCGAGAUGAUGCACGACCCCUCGAUGCACGUCCGCGACACCACUGCAUGGACGCUCGGACGAAUUACCGAUGUACUGAUCAAGACCAUCAACUUGGAUGCCCAACUGCAACCGCUGGUUACAGCCUUGGUCCGCGGUCUCGAAGAAUCACCGCGCAUCGUCAGUAACUGUUGCUGGAGCAUCAUGAACUUAGCGGAACAACUGGGCGAUGCCCAAUCUGAGUCUACGGAGAUGAGUCCAUAUUACGACGGCAUCGUUUCCGCGUUGCUUCGGCUUGCCGAGAAGUGAGUUUCUUGUCUCUUUGCCGUGAGUGGGAACUUCUGCUUAUGCUUGCUUCACAGGAGCACGAAUGAAGCAAGUGCUCGAACUUCAGCCUACGAGGCCUUGUCGACACUCGUAACGCACGCCUCAAAAGACACCCUACCUACGAUUUCCAAGCUCGUGCUUGCUUUGCUUGAUCGUUCCGAGACUCUUCUGGCACUGCAGGUAAGCUCCACCCUGUCGUGGAACAAGUCCGCUCUCUGCUCAAGCGACCUUCUCUUCGACAGAGCCAAUUGGUUGGCGCGGAUGACUGGAACAACUACAUUGAACUUCAGGUCAACAUCUGCACGGUUCUCACGGUUUGUUACCCGUCCCAUGCGAGUCUUAUUCGCAUACCACUGACCUAGGGACAACGCGCCAUACAUACAGAGCGUCACACGGCGACUCUCUCGCACUAUUCAGCCUCUUGCCGAUCGGAUGAUGACUCUGCUCCUCCAGCUCGUCAGCUCAGCUGGGAAGCAGUCCCCAAUUCUCGAGGACGCUUUCCUUGCUAUCGGCGCUAUCACGGCUGCACUGGAUGAGGAUUUUCAUCCCUAUCUUCAGGCCUUUCUCCCGUUUCUCGUCAAUGCUCUCAACUGCCACGAAGAGUACCAGUUGUGCUCGAUCGCGGUUGGGCUCAUCGGCGACCUCUGUCGGGCACUGGGCGAAGCCAGCCUCCCGUACUGUCAAGUCUUCAUGGAGCUCCUGCUCACCAAUCUACAGAGCACGGUUCUGCAUCGAAGCGUGAAGCCUCCCAUCAUCAGCUGCUUCGGUGACAUUGCCUUGGCGGUCGGACCAGGAUUCGAGCCAUUCCUUGAGACAACGAUGUCGGUGUUGCAACAGGCUGGAACAGUCCAAGUAGACACGGUUAGUACUGCCGGCUGCGUCCCGCUUAGACGAGUACGCCAUGCAGACUUACCGGACUUUGCCUCUGCGCACCAUCUGACAGAGCAAUUACGAUCUCAUCGACUACGUGAUGACCUUGCGCGAGGCGUUGCUCGAAGCCUAUACCGGCAUCGUCAGCGGUCUCAAGUCGGGUAGCAAGUCGGAUAUACUCCUUCCAUAUCUCAACUCGAUUUUUGCCUUCGUCCAUCAGGCCCUCUCUGAUCCAGACCGUACCGAAACCCUGUUACGUUCAGCAAUUGGGCUUGUUGGGGAUAUCGCCGAAGCCUUUCCGGAGGGUCAACUCACAGAGGCCCUCGGCUCACCUUGGGUUGCCGACAUGCUCAAGGCUGGCCGCACCAAGCUUGGUAGUUCAGAGACCAAAAAAGUUUCGAAAUGGGCUAAGGAGGUCAGUGGAUGCGCUUUCGGUGGUUCACUAUCUUGCCCCUCUGCUGACCGGGUCUUCCGCUUGAUCUCGGCAGAUGGUUCGUCGCGCAAUGCAGUGA